AGAUGCCACACGUGGACUCAAAAAAAAAAAAAAAAAAACCUAGAUGCCACACCCUAUCCCAGCCGCAGCCGCCGCCGCCGUCGCCGCCGCCGCCGCUGCAACCGCCGCCUUCGAUUCCGUGAAAUUGGAGGGGAAGACAAUUGGAUCUGUCUGCCGCAGGAGGAGUGGGGAGAAAUAGAAUGAAGGCGCGACAGUUCCUGAAUGUUGUGAUGGAGAGGUAUGGCACUGGCGGUGCCGGUGGCAGCUUGUAUACGGUCAGUCGCAUCAACGCCAAGGAACACCUCUUCUACCGAUCCACGGCCGAAGCACAGGCAGCAGAAAAAUCAAGGUUCGAUAUGGAGUGCAUCUGGCGAAUGCCUACGUCCAGGCUCAGGUUCGAAGCAUACCGCUCGGAUGACAAGAGGCUCAAUUUCCUGCCCUUCUAUGGACGACGCAGCGGCGGCGAUAGCAAGAUGCUCUGCAUGGACGCCGCUGGCCACACCGUGCUCUGUGAUGCCGCUGGCCUCUCUGUCAUGCCGGCUCCCUGCCUUAACGAACCCAAGGUUGACAGCCCUGUUUCUUUCUCCAUCACCCGCACCAACGUGGAAACCCCCAAUCGCGCCGAUGCUCUCUACGUCCUCGACAGAUUUGUCACGAGCCGCAACUCCUUCAACUUCGAGGCACUCAUGUUUGGCGAGAAGACCUGGGACUGGGUUCGGCUUCCACCGCCGCCCUAUGUCAACAACCCGGCCUACAACUCCACAUCCAUCCAGUCCUACACGCUCCUGGCUGAUGGCUCCACCAUUUGCAUCUCCUCCCCUCGGCACAGCCUCGUCGGCACCUACUGCUUCGACACGAUUAGCUGUAAGUGGAGCAAGGCUGGCCGCUGGGCGCUUCCCUUGUACGGCCGGGCUGAGCAUGUACCUGAGCUGGGCAACCUCUGGUUCGGCAUGGCCGACAACAGCCCCCACAAUUUUUCCGCAUUGGACCUCUCCAACCUAGACGGGGCUCCAAAGUUGCUUCAAGACUGGCAAGACCUUGACCCGCCUGAGGAUUGGGUGCAGAUGAGGUGCAGCCUGCUGUACCUGGGCGCGGGCAAGUUUUGCAUAACCAAAUUCUUCAACAUCGGGGACCCAGACACAGAGGACAACACAACCGCUGCUGUGCUCACCGGAGUGGAGGUGCUGUGUGGAGUUUCUGGUGGGGAGGUGGUGCACGGAGGAUCGUCCGAACUCCAGAUGAUCAAGCACAAGUCUUUUAUCAGCUAUGGCGGCAUCCAGUGCGUCCUCUGAAAUACGUACUAGGGAAGUCGUUAAAACGAGAGCAAAUGAAUUAUGAGCAUUUUAGAAGACGGCCGAGUGGUUGUUUUCGUUGCAGCUGUUUCCAUUGGAAGCCUUGUUCGUUUUGUGGAUCUAUUUUCCGCUGGGAUUGGGUUGAUCUCCACCAUUUCUUCUGCUAGAGAAAUAUAGUCCUAGCACUUUUAAACCA
Molecule: messenger RNA, 1467 nt
Organism: Triticum aestivum (bread wheat)
Lineage: Eukaryota; Viridiplantae; Streptophyta; Magnoliopsida; Poales; Poaceae
Exons: 2
Coding region: 180-1271 (363 amino acids)
Source: RefSeq, a predicted model, not a curated record